Fonticula alba is the source of this 849-nucleotide messenger RNA. RefSeq lists its product as hypothetical. NCBI's taxonomy places the organism in Eukaryota, Rotosphaerida, Fonticulaceae. The record is from RefSeq and is a predicted model, not a curated record. The transcript is spliced from 4 exons. The coding region runs from base 1 to 849 and encodes 282 amino acids. Gene Ontology annotation, molecular function: protein binding.
AUGUCUGCCCUCGAUCAGGAGGUCAGCCGCACGCUGGACCAGGCCCGCGCGUCGAUCGAGCGCCUCUGGGAGCUCGGGGCCAUUGGCAAGUCCGAGCUCCAUGCCAUUUUGGAAAUGCUGCCGGACGGCCCGAUGAGCCGGACCCAGGUCACCGAGGAGUACCCCUCGCCGGGGUACAGCGCCCGCCAGGCGGCCGCCGCCAGUCGGCCCCAGCGCCCCUCGUCCAUGGCCGUCACGCGGACCUACGACACGGAGCAGUUCCCGGAGUCGAUCUACUCGCCCUCCGGUACAUUGGGCUAUUCCCCCGCGCCGAAGGCCACCUCCUCGGCAUACCAGGCCGGCGGGGGGGUUGUCCCGAUGCCAGUGCCCGGUGCCGGGACCUGGGCCGAUUCGGCCUACGGCAGCGGCAUGCCAAUGCCCCCGGCACGCGGCCGCGCCGAGAUCCCCCCCUACCACCGGCCGCCGGUUCUCUUCACGGCCAUAUGCCAGGAGGACUUCGGCCUGUAUGACACCAAUGCCCAGAGCGAGUAUCUUCCCCUUCGCCGCGGCCAGCCCGUGGAGGUGACCAGCACCGGCAACAACCAGUGGUGGUUUGGCUAUACCGGCGACGGGCGCUAUGGCAAGUUCCCCUCCUCCAUCGUCAAUGUCCCCGGGACAUCCACCGCGUCGCCCCAGCAACGCGGGGACAUGCCCAUGCAGCAGCCGACGCCCGGCGCGCCGCGCAGCCACUCCAGCAACAAGACACUGGAUGGCGCCAAGCGCGUCGGGUCGCGGUUCGCCAACUCGGCGGUCGGAGGCUUUGGCCUAGGCCUUGGCCAGGGAAUUGCCCGGUCGAUCUUCCGAUUCUAG